Molecule: messenger RNA, 1403 nt
Organism: Ricinus communis (castor bean)
Lineage: Eukaryota; Viridiplantae; Streptophyta; Magnoliopsida; Malpighiales; Euphorbiaceae
Product: RNA-binding protein 25
Exons: 8
Coding region: 146-1129 (327 amino acids)
Source: RefSeq, a predicted model, not a curated record
UAUUUUGGGCAAGGCCCAAGUCUAUUAAUAAUUUCCAUAUCCAUAUUCAUUAUCCACAGCUAUCGGCCAAAGUCCAAGCAGACGGAACACAAAAUCUAAACUCUGCCUGUCUGUGUUCGUGUUUGUGUUUCUGUCGAAGUGAAAAAUGGGAAAAGAUCGAAACGGUUCUGUAGUAGAGAAAGAUGACAUAGACGAAAACCAAAAACGCAAAGGUAAAACUAGAGAUAAUAAUGUAGACACCGAUUCAGAUUCACGACAUCGAAGCCGUAUCAAACACAGAAGAGAUGUAACUGAUUCUGAUUCUGACUCUGGGUCUGUUUCUGAAUCAGAAGAAGAAGAAGAAAUAGAUAAUAGAAAGCGCAACAAAGGGAAACGAAGAUCGCGAAAACGACGCAGUAGAAGCUACGAUUCAGACUCGAGCUCGGAGGAGAGUGAGAGUGAAAGUGAAAGCGAGAGCGAGAGCGAAGAGGAGAGGAGGAGGAGGAAGAGGAGAGAAAGAAGGAGAAGGAGAGAGAAGGAAGAGGAGAGAGAGAGGAAAAAGCGGAAGCGAGAGAAAGAAAAGAAGAGGAGGAAGAAAGAGAGGGAAGAAAAAAAGAAGAGAAAGAAGGAGAAAGGGAAAAAGGGAGCUGUUACUGAUUCUUGGGGAAAGUAUGGUGUUAUUAGAGAGACUGAUAUGUGGAAUAAACGGCCGGAGUUUACUGCAUGGUUAGCAGAAGUGAAACAGGUGAACCUGGAAAGUCUGCCCAACUGGGAAGAGAAGCAAAUGUUCAAAGAAUUUAUGGAGGACCACAACACAGCAACAUUUCCUUCUAAGAAGUACUAUAACCUUGAUGCUUAUUACAAGCGUCAAAUGGAAAAGGAAAUGAAAAAGGGUUUCAAGAAGUUCCAAGAAACAGAACGUACUGUUUUCAAUGACGAAGAACAACGUCGGCAAGAACUGAUGCGAGCACGAGAAAAGCAGAAGGAGCAAGAGGUGGAAGCUUUAAAGAUCUCCAUGCAGAGUGGAAUGGCACAAGCAAUGAAAGAGCAAACCCAGCUCAGGGAAGAGAUGGCUUACCAGUACAAGCUUGGCAACUUCGAGGCUGCUGCUGCUAUUCAGAGAAGGCUGGACCCAGACAUUCCGAUGUGAGAUAGACUUUGUUGCGGGGAUUAACUAGUAACAGUAACUUUGCAUUAUGAGUCACAUUCAGAUCUCUUGCCGGCAAGAAACCUUUUAAGGCAUCUCUACCUGUAGUCACAGCUUCUUGAGAUAACCGCUGCUCAACUUUAGAGAAAAGAAUGGAUCCAGUGUUUCGGUGUUGGUGUUGCCAGUUUAGGCCGGUUUAUUCCUUGUACUCAAUUUUGCAGAUUAUAGGAAUUUCAUGUCCUUACGCACUUCUCUGCUAAUAUAAGUUGGGUUGUCA